Coffea eugenioides is the source of this 1126-nucleotide messenger RNA. RefSeq lists its product as uncharacterized. The transcript is spliced from 3 exons. The record is from RefSeq and is a predicted model, not a curated record. The coding region runs from base 166 to 939 and encodes 257 amino acids. Lineage: Eukaryota; Viridiplantae; Streptophyta; Magnoliopsida; Gentianales; Rubiaceae.
UUGAAUUCCAAAAGUUCAAAGUGACAAACAGUUUUAUGAUGAGAUAUUAUUCCAUCAUUCACUGGUAACUCGCAUACCCUUUUUCUGAUUUCUCUUCAUUUGAAACCACAGAUAAAGUGAGCAAAGUGAAAGCAACAAGAAACUUACAAGGAAAAAAUAGGUAACAUGGCAUGCUUUGUGCCUUUUAAUACCACAAACAUGGAGAUAAGCCUUCUAGUAUUCAGGCCAACAGUAGUAGAAGUUGAUGAUGUUGUGGAAGGUCUGAAGCAUUUUUCCUUGUGCACGGAGGGGCUUGGUUGUCUUCAUAGUGCUAUAUUGAGAAGUAUUCAUGGAAAUAUGAUCAUUUGGUAUGGAGCAUGGAUGAAGAGAUCAGACGAAAACAAGGAUUCGCUUAGUGCUGCUUUUAGCUCGAUGCUGACAAAUGUAUCGAGUAUGGCCAUCUUAAUUGAUCAAAGCUUCUUUGAGGCAUAUGCUGGAGAAUCAAGAGAGGGCUGCCAAGCUGCAAAAAUUUUUACAGGAGACAUAGUUUCCCUGAAUUCAACUACUCUGUCUACUGAUGAUAUGAACAAGAACUACUUCUCUUACGCGUGUUUAGCCAUAUUCAGGACGCGUUUCCUGAAGAUGGAGGGUGCAACAGCCGGAGUCUGCUUGAAAUCCCAAACCAUGUCUCGAGUCGUCGGUCUUUUUGUGUGGAAAUCUCUUCAUCAUUGCUACUCAUACAUCUUGAACACUGACUAUCGAGAGACAAUUUUGCCAUAUCUUGAGGGCCAUUCUCUUGAUAUCAAGUAUGACAUUUUUAGAGUUGCCUAUGUCAGUAGCAACAAUGCCGCAGAUAUUCAGUUUUUUUCAUCAUCCAGACUGUGGCAGAAUGAUGUGGAAGGUAAAGGAGGCUGCCCGGUUACACAAGAUUUUGAAAGAAAGGGGCAGGAUAUUAAGUAAGCACCGUAGCGUAUCAUACCCCAAAAAUUAUAUGCAAUCUUUGUAUACUAUCAGUUUCAUUUAAGCUUUUAAGUUACACACUCACAUUUUCAUACCAAUUCUGCUACGGUAUUCCUUUCUCGGUUUUAGUUGUGCUGGAGGAUACCUUAAUAAGAGAGACAUCAUAAAACUUUCUCCCUCUUGCUAA